AUGAGCCGCUUGAGACGAGCCGCGCAGGUCGCCGGGGGAGCUCUAGGAAGGCCCGUCUGCCGGAGGCUUCCCGGGCUCUUCCUUCCCGCAACGGAUGAAGCGCGGGCGUCGUUAGGUCACCGAAGCGCUCCGACUUCUCCGGUCAGCGAAACCGACCCCACCAUCAUGGCUGCCAAGACCGCCCGCCCUUCCCUCCGCGCGGGAGGCGCGUCUCUCUGCGCAUGCUCCGCAGGUUCCGUUGCUCAGGGGUCUAGCGAGGAAAGGGGCUCGCCGAGUUGCUGCGGCGAAAAAAGAACGAUGGUAUCGUCUCUGUACUCGAUCGUUGCUGUGUGCAACAACAUGGGCAUUGGAAAAGGCGGGAAGCUUCCGUGGCCUCCGCUCAGGAAUGAGUAUAAGCAUUUUCAGAAAAUGACAAUGACAACUAAAGAAGAAGGAAAGCAAAAUGUGGUCAUAAUGGGUAGGAAGACUUGGUUCUCCAUCCCUGAGAAACAUCGUCCUUUAAAAAACAGAAUUAAUAUAGUACUUAGUAAAGAACUGAAGGACGUUCCUGAAGGAGCCAAUUACUUGGCUAAAAGUCUGGAAGAAGCCCUAGAUCAUCUUGAAACACCAGAGAUGAAAAGAAAGGUAGACAAGGUUUGGAUAGUUGGAGGAAGCUCAAUAUAUAAGGAAGCAAUGGAGAAGCCAAUCUAUCACCAACUGUUUGUGACAAGAAUUAUGCAUGACUUUGAAAGUGAUACAUUUUUUCCAGAAAUUGAUCUUAAAAAAUACAGACUUCUACCUAAUUAUACAGGUAUCCCUGUUGAUAUCCAGGAAGAGAAUGGAAUUCAGUAUAAAUUUGAAGUUUAUGAAAAUAUCAUCUAGACCUUAUUUGAUAUGAGCAAAAUUACCCUUUAGAUCUAAAUCUUUUUGCAGAAUUAAUCAAGACUUUUGCCUGCAUUUUAUUCUGUACAAGAAGAAAAAAAGUGCCUUUGUGCUCAUCCUUAGCCCAUUCAUUGAAGCUAUUGUGCAAAAAAAAAAAAAAUUCCCCUGUAGCCGUUCCACUGAGAAUUGCUGCCUCUGCUGUAAGCAAAGACAGUUUUAUUUGCAAAUAUAGCUCAGUUUAGCUGUUGAAAAAUCAGGAAGAGGAGCAUCUGUAUUACAUAUUUCAUGCCAGAAAGCAGGUGAAAAUCAUAAUUCUGAAGGUUGUAAGAUGUAUUUCUGAAUUAAUGUUAAUAAUUAAAAAGAUAAAAGAAGUUUCUUUUCUAUUGUUCAACUCUAACUCUUUCAUGUUCAUAAAUAUUUGUACUAUUAAAUACAUUCCAUGUUUAUUUUUCAUUAAUAAAAUAAUGUAUUCUAAAAUCCUGC
This is a messenger RNA of Ahaetulla prasina, 1344 nucleotides long. It is a transcript of the gene DHFR, whose product is annotated as dihydrofolate reductase. Bases 1 to 861 code for a protein of 286 amino acids. Lineage: Eukaryota; Metazoa; Chordata; Lepidosauria; Squamata; Colubridae. Gene Ontology annotation, molecular function: dihydrofolate reductase activity; NADP binding. Gene Ontology annotation, cellular component: mitochondrion. The record is from RefSeq and is a predicted model, not a curated record. Gene Ontology annotation, biological process: tetrahydrofolate biosynthetic process; folic acid metabolic process; dihydrofolate metabolic process. The transcript has 6 exons.